CGAGAUGGGAUUGAAAUACUUAUACUUCCCCUGUUCCUAAAUGGAAAAAGGAGAAAGGCAGAGCCUGUUGGUAUGUGGCUGUAAGAGGAUAAACAAUAUGUUUCAUCGUUUCCUUUUGCGGUUCUUCCCGACGUUUCGUGUUUCCUACUGCGGGAGAGGGAUUGCAGACGCGGGAGAGGGAUUGCAGACAAAUAUCGAAUGCAAUGCACAAGUCGAUACCCUUCGAAAGAAACUAUUUUGCGAACCCUUUCACAGGUACGGGAUUUACCUGGCUUGCUUCAACUGUUGUCUUCUGAUGCAAUUCGCAAAAUGAUGUAAGUAUCUUCUCCUUCUGCUCUUGAAUGUUCAUCUGUGAUUACUUCCCACUUUGUUUGUGGCUCUUUUUCCAGCUUAGAAACUAACCAGCUAUGAAUUCUCACAGCAAUGAGUAGAGUAGCCCUUGUUUACUGCCUUCCAUUGGAGCUAAAUACUUUUCCUAACCUCAAUUGCAAGACUUGAGUUCAUGAGCACCAUUCUUUCAUCGCCUUAAAACUGAUUGCAGAUGAUGAACACUUUUCCUUCAUCUGGGGUUGGAAAUCAUCAUUCUUGUGGUGAAGUCGAAGGAAAGUUGCAGACUUUGGUUGCCAUCUUAUUGACUAUAUAUGGUUGGAUGCAAGAGGAGACACAAGGAAUCUCAUUGUCUUGCAUAUCUCACCUACUAGAGAUGGAAAUGUGAUUUUGAUUUGGAAACCAGCCAGCCAACCAUGUCAGCGAUGUCAGUGCAUUGUCUCUUGCCUACCACUACUCUCCAACUCUCAUGGUACAGAGUCCGUUUUCAACGUCUGUCUCCCCUGUAGAAGUUGAUGCACCAUGCACGAGUGAGCUGUUUGACUUUGUUUUCAAGGCACUAGAGAUAUGAUAAUCUUCACUAUUGAAUGACGCUGCAGGAGAAGCAGGAUGCAUGGAUCUUGCCUACCUCGAUGAUGGAGGCCAAUGAGUUGGAUUACUUGGUAGGGAAGGGACAUUUCAUAGACACAAUGCUGAUAAUGAGGUGGAUUGAAUUGUGUUUGCACAUGGGAGAAACAAGAUGCUCCUAUUCCUCUUGUCUCUCUGUCGUUUCUUCCUCCGACUGCCUCUUUUCUCGCAUCUUCUAUAUAAACUUGCAAUAGGUGCCAAAGAAGGCAUUGCAAAUCAUCUCCAGUCAUAUCUCUCUCUGUCUUUCAAUCCUUCUCUCAUAUUCACCAAGAUUACCAAAAAUGGCAGCUAUUUCUUUCCAUGCUCGCUCCAACAGUUUGCCUACACAAUCACACCCUCUAGUCUCAGAAAUCAAUGAGCAGGUUUGCAGGUUGAGACAAUCUCAAGCUGCUUCCACAUCUUCAUCAUCCAUAGGCCACAACCUUGACAGCCUUCAGGUUGUGUAUGAUUGUGUUGACCAGUUGUUCCAACUGCCAACAACCCAACAAGCCUUGAUCAAUGACCAGAAGUGCUUCAAUGAGUUGUUGGACGGAUCUUUGAGGCUUUUGGACUUGUGCAAUACUGCCAAAGAUGCCUUGUCUCAAAUGAGAGAGUCUGUUGCUGAGCUUCAAUCUGCCAUUCGUAGAAGGCAAGAAGGUUUUGAAGGUGAAACCAGUAGAUACUUGAAAUCUAGGAAGACUGUGAUGAAAGCCAUCCAAAAGGUCUUGAAGGGCAUGGAUAGCAAGAAGUCCACCUCAUCAAACAACGUUGAGACGAUCUCCACAUUGAAGGAAGCGGAAUCUGCUAUUGUUGAGGUUUUGGAGUGCUUGCUGUCAUUCAUUUCUCAAUCAACCUCAAAGGCAAGCAGCUGGUCAUUUGUUUCCAAGCUGAAAAGGGUUGCAGCAGCUUCCAGCGAGAAUGAAUUUGCCGAUGUCGAUGCCUCUUUGAAGGCUAACAAAUCCAGCAAGCAGAUCCAACUUCACCUUAAGAAUCUGCAGACAUGCAUUGGAGAGCUCGUGGAGGGAGUUGAAUGCCUCUUCAGGCGUUUGAUCAAAACAAGAGCCUCAAUUCUCAAUAUUCACAAUCUGUAGUGACAUCCUCAGAAAAAUACUUGUACAAGUUGUAUAGAAAAUUUUGACACUCAAAUCUAUAUAUAUAUAUACAUGGUCCCUAAGUUUCUGGAAAUUCAUGUCUCGUUCGAUUCAUUGCUCUAUCUACCAACCUGCAUUUCUGUCCAUUUUAGAUUACCAUCUGCUUGUAGGGGUGAAAUAACAUUGAAAGUAGCUUCUGGGAUCAUAUCAGAUUGGUAAGGUAAAUAAGAUCUGAUCAAAAUU
Messenger RNA from Linum trigynum, 2267 nucleotides. Lineage: Eukaryota; Viridiplantae; Streptophyta; Magnoliopsida; Malpighiales; Linaceae. The record is from the annotation of a GenBank genome assembly.